AUGAAUGAGGUCAACAUAAAUUAUCCGUUCGAUCCCCUCCUUGUAGAGAGGUUGGCGACAGAGCUUCAGUUGCGCAUCGGCAUAUUGCCUCGCGUUGAGGUCUACUACCUGCAUUUGGAGGCGUACCCUGGUGAUGUGCUACAAUGCUUGCGAGUUCAACCGCGCUCCCUCUGCGAGAUCUCGCGCGCUGUUCGUGCUGCCAAAACAAUGAAACUGUCGGUGCGGGGAAUGGGACACGCAUCGGGAAGCGAAAAGGCCACCUAUGCUGACCGCUUCACCGUGAUCGUGGAUUGUUGCCGACUGCUGGACGAACCGAGGAUGGAGUUGGUGAGCAUUCAUCGAGAUGGGGACAACAAGGACACAGCGGGUUUGAGGGUACUUGCUGGUGUAACCAUAAGCGAGCUCGUGGAUUACAUGGUUGAGCACAAGGUGGAGCUGUACCAGUCACCAGACAUGAUUGCAGGCAUUGGAACAAUUGUGGGGAGUAUUGUGACCGCCAGUCCAGGCGUCUACGCUCCGGUGUCGGGAGCUAUGGGUGGCUGUCUUGCUGAU
This is a messenger RNA of Hydatigera taeniaeformis, 552 nucleotides long. NCBI's taxonomy places the organism in Eukaryota, Metazoa, Platyhelminthes, Cestoda, Cyclophyllidea, Taeniidae. The record is from the annotation of a GenBank genome assembly.